AUGGCUGUCGAAGACACCAAGGGCAACAAGAAGCGCAAGGGCGCACCAGCUUCGUCGCCGAAAGCGAAGAAGGCCAAAAAGUCAUCUGAGGACACGGUAGCCACCAAGCCCGUCAAAGCCUCAAAGGGGUCCCCCGCAGUUUUGACGCCUGUUGAGACUAAGACGACCAAGGCCAAGUCUGCGCGCAAGCAAGCAGCUGACUUCAUGGACGUUGACGUUGACGUUGACGUUGAGGUUAAUGCUGCGCCCGCACCUGUACCCGAAGCUACUGCCCAGACCAAAGCAAAGAAGGGCAAAGCUGCCAAAGACGCCAAAGACACGACUGGCAAGGCGCCCGCGCUCGCUGUCACCAAGACAGAAUUCUCUACAGUGGAAGAGAAGUCCAAAGAAAAGACGAAAAAGACGAAGAAAGGAAAGCAAGCUGGGUUCGGUCCUGUCGAUGAGGAUGAGGCGCCUGCACAUCUCACUGUUUCCAAGACAAAAUCAAAGAAAUACAGGGACGGCAAGCAGGUAGAGACAGACGAAAUCGCUGCCGAGGGCGCAACUGAAGCAGACGAGGCAGACGACGAUGGCGAGGUGGACGAUCAGACUGCUGCUCUCCUGGCCGGUUUCGGCAGCGACGACGAUUCAGACGAUCCUUCUGAAGACCUGAACUUCGACGAAGAUAUCGCCGUGCCUAAGCUCAACGCCAAACAGCGAAAAGCAAUUGCAAAGGCAGAGCAGGCAGCCAAGUCAAACGAGCCUGGUGUCAUCUACGUCGGUCGCGUACCUCGAGGUUUCUUCGAGAAACAGAUGAAGCAAUACUUCUCCCAGUUUGGCAAAGUCAAUCGCCUGCGUCUUUCCCGCAACAAAAAGACCGGAGCCUCCAAGCACUUUGCUUUCGUCGAGUUCGCCUCCUCGGAGGUAGCAGACAUCGUUGCGAGAACCAUGGACAACUACCUGUUAUUCGGCCACAUUCUCAAGUGCAAGCUGCUACCUACGGACCAGGUUCAUCCUGAUCUCUUCAAGGGCGCUGGGCAGCGCUUCAAGGUUGACCCUCGCAAUAAGAAGGUUGGUCUCGCCAUGGCGCGCGGUGCGGAGCGCCCAGAGUGGGAGAAGCGGGUUGCCGCAGAGAAAAUGAAGCGGUCGCGAACAACUAAAAUGCUGAAAGACGAACUUGGCUAUGAGUUCACUCCCCCUUCGUUGAAGAGUGUCAAGGAUGUUCCAAAGCCGACCUCGGAUGUGGAGGACAAGGUCCAAGAACAACUUUUCAAGGAGGCACCCGUUGCGGAGCAGAUCACAACUAAGAAAGGAAAAAAAGGAGCCAAAGCAACGCCCAAUACCGUGGACGAGGCCAGCGGCACAGUUGAAGCGGCUCCUGAGUCAGUCGAACCCCUCGCGGGCAAGAAGAACAAGAAAGAUAAGAAACGAAAGUCUGACGUUGCUCUCGAGAUAACAGCUGAGGAAGCAGUCCCUCUACAGGCAGCUCUGAAAAGUAAGAAGGCUAAGAAGGAUGCAAAGCUCGAUGUGGUCAUAGAGGAGACGAAGCCUGAGGUCACCUCAAAGCCCAGGAAGGCUAAGAAGGUUAAAGCAUGA
Messenger RNA from Plenodomus lingam JN3, 1575 nucleotides. The record is from RefSeq and is a predicted model, not a curated record. Lineage: Eukaryota; Fungi; Ascomycota; Dothideomycetes; Pleosporales; Leptosphaeriaceae.